Messenger RNA from Penicillium lagena, 498 nucleotides. RefSeq names its product SRPBCC family protein. NCBI's taxonomy places the organism in Eukaryota, Fungi, Ascomycota, Eurotiomycetes, Eurotiales, Aspergillaceae. The transcript has 2 exons. Bases 1 to 498 code for a protein of 165 amino acids. The record is from RefSeq and is a predicted model, not a curated record.
AUGGUCAUUCUCAACGUCGCUUAUUCCGAGCCAGUGAACUGCUCUGAUCCUUCCACUCCCUCCUUAACGCAAGAACAAAUCUGGAAAGGCUUGGAAUUAAAGGCCCGACGCCCUCAAGACUUCAUUCCCUCUUUCGAUGACUCCCGAGUCAUCGAGGAACGGGAAAAUGGCUGCUAUAUUCUGCGAGAAGCCCAUGUUGCUUCUAAUCUCCGCGGAUCUCCUAUGGCAGGGAAAUGGUCCCGAGAAGAAUGCAGACUGCAUAAGCCGGUCAUGAGUCAGUUCACGCUGCCUGGCGGGUCGAUCAUUCAAAAUAUCCUGUCUAUGGGGCCUGACCAGGUUUUGUACCUGACUUUUACAUAUCAAUGGAAUUUUCCUAAUAUAGAGCCUGAAACACAAGAGGCACAGCAGGCCUGGGAAGACCAUAUGAAGAUCGCGAUAUCCUCCGUUCAAGGUACAAUCCGGGCGUUGAGAAAAUUGGCGGAAGAGCAUGAGUUGUGA